CAUAGUAUGAUGCACACGCACAGCAGAGGACGGCUGUUUAUGUGCGCAACUUAUUGUGCGCAACCUACCCACUAACGUGCGUGGUUUCUGCGAAACAUGGUUUCUGCGAUAACGUUGACGAAGGAAACAUCCAGAAGAGAAGAGCACCGACGCUGCAAGAAGUCAGACUUUUAUCGAUUAAGACGAUAGACAAUAUUGUAUUUACAUUUUUAUACGGAAUCUGUAGUGGCUUUAGUAGUUUUGAAGCUAAUAUGGUUGACUAACACUUUCUACAAAACUGUACCGUGCGCCUUGAAGAUCUGUAAGCACGUUAAAUGCCGUCUGGAUACGAGCACAUUUAAAUAACUUUGGGAUAGCUUGCAAUGCUCUCAAAGUACGAGAAAGAGUUGAUAAGUGAGAUAUGGGAAAAACUGACUCCUGUGGCAUCUGAGAUUGGAGCAGACGCUCUCUUCAGGAUGUUCACGACUUUCCCCGGCAGUAAGACUUACUUUGCGCACCUGAAUAUCAAUCAUCGGUCCCCACACCUGCUGUCCCACGGGAAAAAUAUAGUGCUGGCCAUAGCAGAGGGAGCGCGAGACAUCAGCUCGCUAACUGUUACCUUGGCACCUCUUCAGACCCUUCAUGCAUACCAACUUCGAAUUGACCCAAUCAAUUUUAAGCUUCUUUCUCACUGUAUCCUCGUGACUCUGGCGUGUCACUUGAGGGGAAACUUCACAUCAGUGGCACACGCGGCCAUGGACAAGUACCUCUCGGCCUUAGCAGCUGUGCUUUCUGAGAAAUACAGAUAAAGGGACCAGCAUAUGACAUGCGUGUUCUAUUAAAUUAUUUAUAAUGUAUUUACUGAAUAUGUAUUCAUUAACUUUUUUCUUUGCCUAAUAAACUUUUAACACAAAAUGUCA
Messenger RNA from Osmerus eperlanus (European smelt), 899 nucleotides. RefSeq names its product hemoglobin alpha embryonic-4 (gene hbae4). Lineage: Eukaryota; Metazoa; Chordata; Actinopteri; Osmeriformes; Osmeridae. Gene Ontology annotation, cellular component: hemoglobin complex; blood microparticle; haptoglobin-hemoglobin complex. Gene Ontology annotation, molecular function: oxygen binding; haptoglobin binding; oxygen carrier activity. The coding region runs from base 363 to 788 and encodes 141 amino acids. The record is from RefSeq and is a predicted model, not a curated record. The transcript has 3 exons. Gene Ontology annotation, biological process: oxygen transport; hydrogen peroxide catabolic process.